This is a messenger RNA of Linum tenue, 833 nucleotides long. Lineage: Eukaryota; Viridiplantae; Streptophyta; Magnoliopsida; Malpighiales; Linaceae. The record is from the annotation of a GenBank genome assembly.
AACAGGCCCAGCCAUCCAUCCUCGGGCAUCAAAGGACUGUGUGAGACGCGGAGGUAUCGAUGUGGGAAAAUGCCUUCCAUUGGAAUGGACUCCACUUUGCUUCUUCAUUAAGAAUUUCAAUCGAGAAAAAGAAAAUCGAGAGACACAGAGAGAGAGAGAAAUUCGGAUUACCUUUAUAAAAUUCAACGACGCGGCAGAUUGAUCAGAAUGCGCUCCUUCCCACCAAAUUCCUCUCCUCUUCUUUCUCCGCUGCUCCUCUUCUUUGUCGUUUCCGCUGCGAUCGCCACCAUGACCGACUCCGUUCCUUCCGCCGCCGCCGCCGCCGCCGCUCAGCCGGCUUCCGCCGCUGUUCACAUCGUCUACACCGAGAGGCCGGAGGGGAAUGAAGAGCCGGAGGCCUAUCACAUCCGAACCCUCGCCUCCGUCCUCGGCAGCGAGCAGGCUGCGAAGGAUGCUAUGCUGUACAGUUACAAGACGGCUGCGUCUGGCUUCUCAGCUAAGCUUACUCCAGAGCAGGUCGAGCAGAUCUCAAGACAACCCGGUGUACUUCAGGUUGUCCCGAGCAGGACUGUCCAGCUGCAUUCUGGACCGGGGAAGCUCCACUAGAGGACUUGCCAAAGCAAUAUAUAUCAUCUGAUAAAUGUGUAACCAAUGAGUGGAUUGUUUUUCUCUUACUGCAUUAGCAAACGUCUUCUGUGCACUUACUACAGAUGGUAUAUGGCCUGUAAAAACACAGUUUAUGUUUUAAAUAAAGGGUUAAAGACAUAUUUGGUCACUGAGAUUACUAAAUCGGGAUAUGUUUAGUCACUAGAAAAAAUUAAUAUCAAUUUUAG